Molecule: messenger RNA, 1923 nt
Organism: Colletotrichum chrysophilum
Lineage: Eukaryota; Fungi; Ascomycota; Sordariomycetes; Glomerellales; Glomerellaceae
Exons: 6
Coding region: 1-1923 (640 amino acids)
Biological process (GO): signal transduction
Cellular component (GO): protein phosphatase type 2A complex
Molecular function (GO): protein phosphatase regulator activity
Source: RefSeq, a predicted model, not a curated record
AUGAAGCGCUUCAGCCAGAGGGUGCAUGCCCAGCUCUCGCGCGGCAAAGACAAAGACCCCAAUAAGCCCAAGAAGAAUAAGGAUUCCAAAGAUGGGACUGCAUCCCCCUCGUCGGUCGGCUCAGGCCGCGAUGCAAACCAGUCGCCUAACCCGACUCCUUCAUCCUCGACGACAAACCUCUCCGAUUCCCGCAAUAAGCCGCUGCCGCCUAACAACGCCGGCGCCCACGGCGGAGAACCGAACCAGCCGUCGCCAUUGAGCAACCAGCAAGGUGCUGCCCCGGAUCGCUUUGGCUCCACGGGAGCGGCCCAAAGUGCUAACGGUGGAGGUUCUCCAGCUCGCCAUGGCACCCUACCGCCUACCGUCAUCAUCAGCCCCAGCGCUCCUCACGUCCCGCCCCCUGGUGCUGCCGAAACCAUGCCACACGAUCUCGCGCCUCCGAAAGCGGGCACCAAGUCGCUCAUGUUCGAUCGCCUCCACCAGACGCCCAAGGACGUGCCCGAGGGCCUCAGAACACCCAAGCGACAGCAUUCGUCGAGGUUCGAUAUCUCUGCUCACCGCGAGCUGGAGAAGCUUCCUGGAUUCCACGAAGUUCCCCCCAACCGACGCCAAGAGCUCUUCAUGCAGAAGAUUGACCAGUGCAACGUCAUUUUUGACUUCAAUGAUGCCAGUGGUGACAUGAAAUCCAAGGAGAUCAAGCGACUCGCCCUCCACGAACUGCUCGACUACGUCGCUAAUAACCGUCAAGUCAUUACGGAGCCAAUGUACCCUAGAGUUGUCGAAAUGUUCGCCAAGAACCUCUUCCGACCCAUUCCGCCCCCGAUGAACCCCCAAGGAGAAGCUUUCGAUCCGGAGGAGGACGAACCCGUCUUGGAGGUUGCUUGGCCGCAUAUUCAGGUUGUCUACGAGUUCUUCCUGCGCUUUAUCGAAAGCCAGGACUUCAACACCAACAUUGCCAAGGCGUACAUUGACCAUAGCUUCGUGCUGCAGCUGCUGGAGCUCUUUGACUCGGAGGACCCGCGCGAGAGAGACUUCCUCAAGACGACGCUUCACCGUAUCUAUGGCAAGUUCCUGAACCUGAGAUCGUUCAUCCGUCGCUCCAUCAACAACGUAUUCUUCCAGUUCACAUACGAAACGGAGAGAUUUAACGGCAUUGCUGAAUUGUUGGAAAUUCUGGGCUCUAUUAUCAACGGUUUCGCUCUGCCGCUGAAGGAGGAGCAUAAGACCUUCUUGACGCGGGUUGUCCUCGGACUGCUCCGCUACUGGCCCAAGGUCAACAGCACAAAAGAGGUUAUGUUCCUUAACGAGGUCGAAGACAUUUUCGAAGUCAUGGACCCGGCUGAAUUCGCCAAGGUUCAGGAGCCUCUUUUCCACCAGCUGGCCAAGUCGGUUGCCAGCCCCCAUUUCCAGGUUGCUGAGCGUGCUCUUUACUUCUGGAACAAUGAGUACUUCUGCAACUUGGUCAGUGAUAACGUUGAGAUUAUCCUGCCCAUCAUGUUUGCGCCUCUAUACGAGAACUCCAAGGGACACUGGAACCGUACGAUUCACGGCAUGGUUUAUAACGCCAUGAAGCUGUUCAUGGAGAUCAACCCUCAAUUGUUUGACGACUGCUCCCACGAUUACACCGAGCAGCAAAACAGCGCCGCAGCCAGAGAAGCCCUCCGUGAAAGAAAGUGGGCGUCAAUCACCGAUCAGGCCAACCAGAGACGGUCAGCCAACGGUGCGGGCGCUCCGACAUCAGGUAGAGCACACGCUGGCUCCCUUUCUCGCGUUGAUGAAGUCGACGGAACCGAAGACAACCAGAAGCGAUUAGACUCUCUCAAGCUGCAAGAUGGCGACCGCAGGGAACGUCGGCAUGAGCAACAAGACUCGGCCCCGGAACAAAACGGCGAGGAGAAAGCCGAGGCGACUGAGGAGUCAUGA